CUAAUGUUGCGUGUUUCUUUAUUGAUUUUCGUUUGGAUCAAUCCACUAAACGGAUGUAUACCAACACAAAAUGUGGAUUCUUGUUCGGUUUGUCAAAAAGUUUACGACACAGCGUGCCAAGGAUUCGGUGUGCCUAGCUUACUGAAUUGGUGUCCCAGAGCGGCGGAAGUUGGAGUUGAAUACCUCUUGGGUGCGGUCGCAUUACUACCGUUACUUCCGCAAGACUUGUGCUCCACUACCAUUGUUUGUCCACCCGGAACAACACCAAGGAUCAAUUUAUUCGGUGUACCCGAUAUUCCAGCACCAACUCCGGCAACUUUAGCAUAUUGUCAGGAGAGUGGAGCCAAUGCAGGAAAAUGGUACACUGGAAUCCCACCUAUUGUGCCCAUUGAAAUGACAUCUUUAACUUGUAAAAAUAUUAUUUAA
This is a messenger RNA of Caenorhabditis briggsae, 426 nucleotides long. The transcript has 3 exons. NCBI's taxonomy places the organism in Eukaryota, Metazoa, Nematoda, Chromadorea, Rhabditida, Rhabditidae. The record is from RefSeq and is a predicted model, not a curated record. The annotation marks the transcript as partial.